CGCUAGGGAUCGUAAUUAAUCAAAGCAGAUUUUACUUGCUUGAGCUCAUGCUCAAAAUACUAACAGAUAAUUUUCAAUAGAGAUAAAAUUUCCAACCAAAAUGGGUAAAACUUCAAAUGUACAGAUGAAGUCAAAGACAGAAGAAAGUAGCAAUGACCAAAAUUUUACAGAGAUGUCUAGUGAUCAUGAGGAAUCUACAAGAAAAAAACCAGAAUAUUUAACAGCGUCAGAAUUUGAUACUAAAGUUUGUGAUUACUGUGGUCUAGUUUUCUAUGGACGUUUUGCCUAUGUCAGCAAAAGCAGUCAUAUGAGGAAGAUCCAUGCAGAUGUUCAUAAGUUGAGGUAUAAAGAUAGAAGAACCAAUACCCCAGAUUUUAUACCUGAUUCAGUGUUUGUGUGCCAUCUCUGUGGGACAAAAUGUAGAUACAGAAAUAGUCUGAAAAUACAUCUGAUGAAAAAACAUAAUGGUGCUGAACUACCAGAGGUCCUCAUAACAGAAAAAGUUACUCCUGCAGUGAAGAAACCAGCUGUUAUGUUUUUUUGCCCAUAUUGUGAUAGAAAAUACCAGUCAAGAGAUAGUGUGCUAAGACACUGUCGGGAACAUCAUAAAGGUAAUGAAGAGCCCAAGGAGUUCCAGACAGAAAUAGGGAUUCAAUAUAGUCAGCGAACAGUUUUACCAUCAACUCCAAAUUCUCAGGAUUCAGAACCUAGUCAUAGCACAGACAAGAAAUCUGAGUCUGUGGAGUCACUUCUGGCAGUUAAAACAGAAACACGGAAAGAAAAAAGGAGGAAUAGAGAAAGACUUAAAAAACUGAAAGAAUAUAGCGAGUUAAUGAUGAAGUCCAAAGAACCAGAUGAAUUGGUUGUUGUCAUUAAAAAAGAACCUUGUGAAUCAGUUUUUGAAUCAACAGCUGUAAAUAAAACAGAACAUUUUUUAACAACAGGGGGCAGCACUGCAGGUAAAGGAAAUAAGGAUCAGUCAAGGAGAACAAUUAGUAAAAGAAAGUCAAAGCCUGUGAAGAGGAAAGUUGCACAACCUGAUGAAGAAAGUCAGAAAAGGAGGAGAACAACUGAUAUUUCAAGUGAAAAUGAUCAGGUUCAGAUGACAGAUGAAGAAAUGGAUAAAAGAAUAGAAAAUGAGAUUGCACUUUUUUUUCAAACAAGUAAUGAUGCCACGAAAAACAAAAAAAUAAAUAAAAGAAAGAUGAAGAAAUGCAAAGAACAUUCUGAAUCAAAUAUAAUGGUAAGUGAUCCAAUUAAACAAGAGUCGUUGUCUGACGCAGUGAAUAUUAAUACAACUGAACAGGAAAUGUUCAUUCAUCCCAUACCUCUUCUUCCUGGAAACUUACAAAGUAAAAGAUCUAAACAAAAGUCCAGUGUCAGUCUCUCUUGUAAAAAUGAUGGAGGACAAAGUCCAAGCCAAUCUGACACUUCACUGAAUAAGGAUGAAAUAGAUCAAUCAUUGAAAAGCCUGUCAAGUAGAAGUUUAGAGCAUAUUGAGAAACCUCUCCAUCAAAGGUCUAAUGAGGAAGAAAAAGACACUAGUCAGGAAGAAUCUGAAAUUACUAACAUAGAACACAAAUCUCCUGUGAGAAUAGAAAGAAUUGAUUUGGAUGAAAGUUCAGAUUUUGAGGGAGAACCAUUAAAAACCGAUAUCAAAGAUGCUUUACAUCAAAGACUUAUCAUUGCAAGGGAUCAGUUAAACUACACACCAGUGACAAAAUCUGGAUCAAGUCAGAAAGAAACUGAAAUUGGUAACAAAGAAGACAAGUCUUUAGAGAGAAAAGAGAUAAUUGAUAUUGAUGAUAGUUCAGAUUUGGAGGAAGAACCAAUAAAAACUGGCAUCAAUGAGGAUGAAAGUCAUGAUGAAGAUAAUGAUAAGUCUGUAAUGUUGGCCAUACAUGAAGUACUACAUGGACAUGAUGGAGAUACUGUGGGUAGAAAAAGUAUAUUUGACCAUUUGUCAGAGAGAGAUCAACUAAAAAUAGCACUGAAUACCUCAGACCAGAACAACAUUGAAACUAAAGAUCCAAAUAGUGAGGAAAUUCUGUAAACAAAUGUAUUUUUUAUUUUCUAAUUAUACAGCAUAGAUUUCUUCAACCAUCUAUUAUUAAACAAUUAUAUGUAUGAUACUUUAACUUGGUAAGAUAUUCGUGGUUUUAAAUGUUGGCUUCUUUGCCACCGACAUGUUUAAAAGAGUUCAAUCAAGAGUACAACGUUGAAGGAACCCUUCAUUGGUCAUCUAUAUAAUAUAUUGUAUGUUUCAAGCCUUGAAGUUGCUGAUAUGCCCAGUAAUUUAUUCCAGAGGCUGAUUUCAUACUCUCAUUGUGUAAAAAGAUGCAUCAAUGAUUUGAACACUGUUAUACAUGUAUCACAAAAACAGAUGAUUUAUGCAUUAAUGAUAAUUAAUAUAACAGUGCAAAGUUUAAAAUGCUAGAUUUUUCAACUGUUACGCAUAUUCAUAGAUUUUACUGUUGAUAGAUAGCAUAAAUUUCAUUUUCUGUAAAAAAAGAAUGACAGAAAUUGCAUUUUUGUCGAGCCUGCGACUUUUGUCGCAGAAAGCUCGACAUAGGGAUAGCGAUCCGGCGGCGGCGGCGGCGUUAGCUAACUUCUUAAAAGCUUUAUAUUUUAGAAGAUGGAAGACCUGGAUGCUUCAUACUUUGUAUAUGGAUGCCUCAUGUUACGAAGUUUCCGUCAGUCACAUGUCCAAUGUCCUUGACCUCAUUUUCAUGGUUCAGUGACUACUUGAAAAAAAAGUUCAGAUUUUUUGUAAUGUUAAAUUCUCUCUUAUUAUAAGUAAUAGGAUAACUAUAUUUGGUAUGUGCGUACCUUGCAAGGUCCUCAUGCCCGUCAGACAGUUUUCACUUGACCUCGACCUCAUUUCAUGGAUCAGUGAACAAGGUUAAGUUUUCGUGGUCAAGUCCAUAUCUCAGAUACUAUAAGCAAUAGGUCUAGUAUAUUCGGUGUAUGGAAGGACUGUAAGGUGUACAUGUCCAACUGGCAGGUGUCAUCUGACCUUGACCUCAUUUUCAUGGUUCAGUGGUUAUAGUUAAGUUUUUGUGUUUUGGUCUGUUUUUCUUAUACUGUAUGCAAUAGGUCUACUAUAUUUGGUGUAUGGAAUGAUUGUAAGGUGUACAUGUCUAGCUGGCAGGUGUCAUCUGACCUUGACCUCAUUUUCAUGGUUCAGUGGUCAAAGUUAAGUUUUUGAGUUUUGGUCUUUCUUUCUAAUACUGCAUGCAAUAGGUCAGCUAUAUUUGGUGUAUGGAAUGAUUGUAAGGUGUACAUGUCUAGCUGGCAGGUGUCAUCUUACCUUGACCUCAUUUUCAUGGUUCAGUGGUCAAAGUUAAGUUUUUGAGUUUUGGUCUUUUUUUCUGAUACUAUAUGCAAUAGUUCAACUAUAUUUGGUGUAUGGAAAUAUUUUAUGAUCUAUAUGUCAGUCACGCAGGUUUUAUUUGACCUUGACCUCAUUUUCAAGGUUCAUUGCUCAGUGUUAAGUUUUUGUGUUUUCGUCUGUUUUUCUUAAACUAUAAGCAAUAGGUCAACUAUAUUUGUUGUAUGGAAGAAUUGUUAGCUGUACAUGCCUGCCUAGCAUGGUUCAUCUGACCUUGACCUCAUUUUCAUGGUUCAUUGGUCAAUGUUUAGUUUACUUGGUUAAUGUUAAGUUUAUGUGACAGUUGUAAUAAAGCUUUAUAUUUAGGACUAUCAACAUAAUAUCAAUGAUUAGUAAAGAAGGCGAGACAUUUCAGCGUGUGCACUCUUGUUUGACUUUCACUAAAAAAAAUUGAAUGAGUAGCAUGGACUUUUAUAUGAUGUCACAAGCAUUUUCUAAAUUGACAUCAUGGAUCAUAAACUACCUUUUUUUUUUGUUAUGGAUUACCUCAAGCUUAAAAAAGACAUAAAUGCAAGUCUGAAAUUAAAAGUGAAAAAGGCAAAGGAAAGCCCUUAUAAGCCCUGUCCUUUAUAAAAAGUCAUUGAUUCAUUGAAUAUGCAUUCAAUAUUAAAAAAUGUCAUAACUGUAUAAUUCAUUUAUAUUUAUCCUAACAAAUAAUAUUAUGACAAUGAAAAAAAUUAAAUUUGUUUUGCAUCCAUAAUCAGUCUAAUAUUUAAAGGGAUCAUAGAACCAUUUACUGAUUUUUGUGGAAUCAUUGAUUGAACUCUGCUAUCAUGAUGUAAAAGCCAUACUAGUGUUGGUAUUAAUCAAAAGUUUUUUAAGUAGACAUUUUUUCAUUGUCAUUUGAAGGACUGCAUAUUAAUCAUCUUUUUAUUCUGUAAUUCUGAAUAUUGUAUGUAACCAAUAUAUAUAGCUAAGUAUUACAGUGGACUAAAUAUGUGUUGUUGGGUUACUGUGUAAGUUAUGUCUACUCUUAUGAACAUCUUAUAAAGACCUGAAUCUAUUCAAAAGCUGACUGUUUUCAUCCAAACAAACAAAAUUAAAGUAUAUUGGUAUUUAAUAAGUCCUCUGUUUUACCAAAAUUUGUAGAAAGUUACAUUUGUAGCACAGUACAUUUCAAAGUGUAGAACUAUACAGAAUUUUUGAUAAUGAUUUAUUUCAUGUGCCAAAAAAUGUACAUUUUAGUAAUUUUCACAGAGUCUCCAAUUAGAACAGAUAUAACUGCAAAAGUAAAUACCCACAAAUAAAAUACUGUGGAUUCAUUUAUUUUUGUGGGUACCAAUUUUGUGGAUUACAGAAAUCUUGCAUUUUCGAGGAUAUGUGAUUUCGUGGUUCUGCCAAAGUCUGUUUACAUCUUUAUAGAAAUUUGUAUUUCGUUGAACAUUUAAAUUCGUGGUUCACCUGUACCCACAAAACCCACGAAAAUUGGUAUAAUAAUGAUUCCACAGUAUUACCAACCACAAAGCAAAUUUGCAUGCUUUUGAAAUUAACAAAAUGUCAUAGAACAGAGGUCUAAGCAAAUAGGAACAAACUGUUUGUGGAUUUAGCAUCUUUUGAUAACUUCAAAUGUCAACUAAACUUUUGAAAUCUGCCCUCAAACUAUUGGAUUUAUAUUAGUAUCUUAAAUAUACUCACAGGCAAUAUUUGCAUAUAGAAAGUUGAUUUUGUUUAAGCUCAUAUGUAGACCUUUUUAUGUUUUUUUGCUUUUAUUGUGGUGUAGGGCUCCUUUCAUUUAAGUUAAGCAUAAUGUCCUUAUAAUUUGAAUUCUGAUAUUUAUAAAGCUAUUUUGAUAUCUAUAUAAAUUCUUUCAAUGAAUAUUCGCUUAAUUAUGCAAACAGAAAGAAAGGCCUCCUAUCAGAAUUUUGGCAGAAUUUUUUUUUUUAACUAUAAACAGAACAGCAGUAUAAGUUCUUGUUUGUUGUAGGGGCCUCUGUGGCUUAGUUGUCUGAGUAGUUCACUAACCUGUCAACACUGAGGUUGUGAGUUUGAAUCCUCACUUGGCAGGUGUGAUCGACUCUAAUUUUAAUGGUCUAGGAUUGCAAGUUUUCCUGCCGAGGUCAGUGGUUCUAACCCGACACUCUGGCUUCCUCCACCGAUAAAAACUGAUCACCAAGAAAUAGCCAAUAGUGCUGAAAGUGGCUUUAAACACCAAUCAAUCAAUCUGUUAUGUUGUUGCUGUUAUUGAGCAUUGGGGAUGAAAGGGAUACAGAUCUCAGAUGAUUCUAAGUGGGUUUUUUUUGUAAAGGCUUACAUAAGAGUUAUUUAAUACUUCAAAAAAAAAAUUAACUGACAUUGAAAGUUCAUGUAAUGCACAAAAUAAUUAAGGAUCACUACCAUUUGGAGUAAUUUUAUAAUACUUUUUAUCACCCAUCAAAUAAAAAAUUAUAGACAUACUAUUUAUAUUGAUUGAAGUUUUUUUAUGCCCCCUCCGCUACGGGGGCAUUAAGUUUUACCCUUGUCCGUCUGUACGUCCGUACAUCAGUACGUCCCGUAAUUGGUUUCCCUUCACUAACUUUAGUUUGCCUAAACCAAAUGUUAUGAAACUUAUACACAAUGCUUAUUACCACAAAACACAGAUCAAGUUCGAAUUUGGGUGGUGUCGCUUUUACCUUUCUAGAGUUAUGCCCCUUUCCAAAUUGAAAAAUUGCAUAAUUUUUUGUUUCCGUUCCCUAACUUUAGUUUGCCUCAACCAAAUGUUAUAAAACUUAUACACAUAGCUUAUUACCACAAAACACAGAUCAAGUUUGAAUUUGGGUGGCGUCACUUUUACCUUUCUAGAGUUAUGCCCCUUUACAAAUGGAAAAAUUUCUGAAUUUUUCGUUUCUGUUCUCUAAAGUUUGCCUCAACCAAAUGUUAUGAAUCUUAUACACAAUGCUUAUUUCCCAAAACACAGUUCAAGUUUGAAUUUUGGUGGUGUCACUUUUACCGUUCUAGAGUUAUGCCCUUUACAAAUAGAAAAAUUGCUGAAUUGGUUUCCGUUCUGUAACUUAAGUUUGCCUCAACUAAAUGUUAUGAAACUUAUACACAAUGCUUAUUACCAGAAAACUCAGAUCAAGUACGAAUUUUGGUAGGGUCAUUUUUACUGUUCUUGAGUUAUGUCCCUAUAUAAUGUUAUAUGCAAGGGGGCAUCAUUUGUGUCCCAUGGACACAUUCCCCAUUUAUUGUUUAUUAAAUCGACACAUCUGAUUUAAUUUUUGUUCAAAAAUUUUGUCUUCUAAUAUUUCAAUAUAAGCAUGUUUAGAGUUUCGAAAAAAAUUCAUAAUUUUUCAUUGAAAAAUUAUUUCAUGAACUUUAAUUACUUUUUUAAACUAUUUUCCAUAUGUAUACCAAAAAUCAGCACAUUUGAAGGCUUAAUGAAAGAGAUUGUGACCCUUUUCUUUGAGUAACAAAUUUGGUUUGGGAAAAUUCAUCCUUUUUUCAAGGCAUUUUUUAAUGAUUUAAACUUUUUCAGGCUUUUUUGUUUUUUUGUUCAGUGUAUUAAAGAAAACCUUACAAAUUCAUGAUUGAAGAUCACAAUAGUAUAAAUUGAAUCAACACCAUACUGCUUAGUUAUAAGAAAUGUACAUGUAGUGCUGAAUGGCUUGAGCUUCCUUCUGCAUUUGUUUUAUGUUGAUGCAUGUAGAAGAUAAGAAUAGUCACAUUUUUCAUAUUAUUUGUAAUUAAUAAUUGUUGAUUUUAACUUGUUUACGUUCAAUGUAACAUACCUGCAGAUUAUUCAUGCAUCUGUAUCUGUAUUUGUUUAUGAUCAUUUACCAUGGUAGGGAAUUUCUAUAAUGGGAUUAACCUUUAUUUGGAGUCUAACAUUUGUAUAAUAGCAGCUUAUAUAAUUUCCAGAAAAAUGUAGUUGUUCAAAAACUUAAAUUACGUGUUUGUCUUCCAUUGAGAUAGCUUUUAAAUGUCAUUAAGUAAAAAGGCAAAUUAGUUUUAGUAAAGUCAUGGGGCUAAACUUGUUUGAUUGAUCACCUGAUCUUAAAGUCAAGUUACAGUAAAUGGGCACAGUGCAGGAAAUGCUGGGGAAAUAUUGUGAUGUUUUAUAAAAUACAGUCGUUGUCAUUGACCACCUUGCAACUUGUGAUGUUGCAGCAUAAGGACAUUUUUCUCUGUUCUUUAAAUAUUUUGCCAAUUAUUCUCUAUGCUUUAUAUUUCAGCACCCUAUUAUUCUCCAUUCUUUCCUUUGUUGCCUUUUUUUCUCUUUUCUUUAUUUUUUUUACCAUUUUACUGUAGUAUUGGCCUAUUACGGUAUUCUAUACACUGUAAACCCCAUCCAGACCCUUGAGCAUGGUACAGUAAAUCUUAUGAGUUUAUGGUUUAGGAAGGUUUUCGUUAUUUAUAUAUAAAAAUCUUUUGGGUUAAAUUGACUUCAAUUCACAUUAGAGUAUUUAAGAAUUAAACAACAACAAGAACAGAAGUUUCAGAUAUUAUCAUCUGAUAGUGGGACAUUAUAAAAUAAUUAAAAUAACAUUGUGACUGUUAACAGUUUCCAUGCAAUAAUUUAUGAAUUGUUCAACCAAUGCUUUUCAAAUUUCAAUAUGUUGUUACCUUUUACAAAAUUGAUGUCAAGUUGGAAAUGGACUAUUUUCACUUUUGCUGUUCAGGAAUAAUGGUCCUUGAUAGAUUGGAAAAUGGCACUUUUUGUCCAAACAGGCACAUAGAGAAUGUGUCAAGUCAAACAAGCCUGAAAGCACCCUUCAUUUGUACAUAGGAAUACAUUAAUUUCAGUCUUACAAGCUGCCUAAGUUCAAUAAUGGUUACCUUCAAAGACAGAAAAACUGGUAUCCUGUCAAUUUGACAGCUCCUUCUUUGUUUGUAUGUUGUGUUGGUUCUACAGGGAAUACAAAGUCAGUGACCACCAUUUUGUUUUACAUCAUUGGAUUCCUUAAACAAUGACGAAUGAAAUAUCAAUUAAAAAAUCUAUUUUCUUAGUUUAAAGAUUUAUGUAUGAAAACUAGAAGAAUGAAGUUUUGUUUUUUCCUAUACAUUCUAAGUAAUUUUAUAGCUUUGAUGUACAUUUUACACUACUCUUUUACUAGUAAACAAGGUCAGUGACAUACAGUCGUAUUUACAUGUUCAUUAACAAAAUCUUAUCUAUUGCAAAAUGAAAAAAAAUGCUAUGGACAGGUUUUUAUGCCCCACCUACGAUAGUAGAGGGGCAUUAUGUUUAUCGGUCUGUGUGUCCUUUCGUUCUUUCUUCCGUCUGUCCCGCUUCAGGUUAAAGUUUUUGGUCUAGGUAGUUUUUGAUGAAGUUGAAGUCCAAUCAACUUGAAACUUAGUACACAUGUUCCCUAUGAUAUGAUCUUUCUUAUUUUAAUGCCAAAUUAAGAGUUUUGACCCCAAUUACACUGUCCACUGAACAUAUAAAAUGAUAGUGCAAGUGGGGCAUCCGUGUACUAUGGACACAUUCUUGUUUUAUGAUAUUUUACCUUAACCUCAUUUUCAUGGUUAAAAAAUAAAUGUUCUUUUUAUGAGUAGGUCUAUUUAUUAAUUACAAUGAAUAUAAGUUGCUAUAAUUGCUUUCAUCCACUUUAUUUGAACAUUGGUGGAUAAUAGUCUCUUUGGCAAUCAUACCACAUCUCCUUAUUUUUAUAUAGAGCUACUAUAUUUGUUCAAAAGAAUCAAUGUUACAUGUACAUUUUGUUAUUACAGAUUCACAUGACCUUGACUUAAUUUUCUUGGUCUAUUGAUUUAUUUUAAGUUUUUUCCAUAUACUUAGUAUAAUCAUCAACUUAAUUUUGGUGAGUGUCUCUGCAGUGUCUGCACUAAUGUUUUUUGCCAAGACUGCCUGGCUGAAUACUGUCAACAUAUUAUUCAGUUAUAAUCAAUUGAGCAGGCACCAUAUAUCAGCAUGUGCACUCUGGUUUAUUGUUGUUUUUGUUUUUAACCCUUGCUUCUGAUUUCUUAGCAGCGGAACAUGUACAGUAGCUUUUAUGGUCCUUGGGAUGGUAGGCAAAUACAAAAAAAAAAUAUCCAAAGGAUCAGAAGAGCUAUUUUUUUUGCAGCUUCUAAUUUUUGUGUUCACAAAAUAUUGUUUCCAUAAUAAAUUUCAAUGAUAAGAGAUGUUUCAAGAGCUUUAAAACCAAAAGGGCCUACACAGAAUAUAAAAGGCCAAAUAAAUGUAUCUAGCCUUUUUAGUCAGUAGAAUUUUAUUGUGAAGUAAUAAUAACAGAUUUUUCUGUCCAGUUCCAAUACAGAAAACCUUCUUAACUUCACAGAUAGUGUGACAAUUUUUAUUUACAUUAUUUCUGUUCAUGUGAGAGUAGGGAAAAUGUAUUAGUUUACACUCAUUUGAAAUUACAAAUCUUAUGUUAUGAAACUUUUAAGAAGUUUGAAAAUCAUUUGUCUAAUCAACUAAUUCAGGGGCAGGGGUUUGAACUUUCCAGAGAAGAGUGGUUGGUAAAACUUUUGGUCCUUGGUUAAUUUUGUUGGAGUGAUUGGUUGUUGUAAAUAUAUUAGUCUUAAUGUAACAAAAGUAUCAUCAGUUGUUAAAAUAAGUUGUUUUAUCAUCAGAAGGUAGAUUUACAUUCGACUGUUUCAUGUUUAUUCUGUGUAAUAAUGUAUAUUAUCAGCAAGUAUACUUGUUGUAACCCUGUGUUAACAUUAUUAUAAAUAAAAAUAUGACAUAA
Molecule: messenger RNA, 10011 nt
Organism: Mytilus californianus (California mussel)
Lineage: Eukaryota; Metazoa; Mollusca; Bivalvia; Mytilida; Mytilidae
Product: transcriptional regulator ATRX homolog
Exons: 4
Coding region: 101-2053 (650 amino acids)
Source: RefSeq, a predicted model, not a curated record